Molecule: messenger RNA, 742 nt
Organism: Myotis lucifugus (little brown bat)
Lineage: Eukaryota; Metazoa; Chordata; Mammalia; Chiroptera; Vespertilionidae
Product: histone H2A type 1
Exons: 2
Coding region: 57-449 (130 amino acids)
Cellular component (GO): nucleosome
Molecular function (GO): protein heterodimerization activity; structural constituent of chromatin; DNA binding
Source: RefSeq, a predicted model, not a curated record
GUCUGCUCGGGCGAGUGUCCACCUUUGUUUUUGCAAAGACUUUUUUUUAUUUCCUAAUGUCUGGACGCGGCAAGCAGGGCGGCAAGGCGCGCGCCAAGGCCAAGUCUCGCUCCUCGCGGGCCGGACUGCAGUUCCCCGUGGGCCGCGUGCACCGCCUGCUCCGCAAGGGCAACUACGCCGAGCGCGUCGGGGCGGGCGCGCCCGUGUACCUGGCGGCAGUGCUGGAGUACCUGACGGCCGAGAUCCUGGAGCUGGCGGGCAACGCGGCCCGCGACAACAAGAAGACGCGCAUCAUCCCGCGCCACCUGCAGCUGGCCAUCCGCAACGACGAGGAGCUCAACAAGCUGCUGGGCAAGGUGACCAUCGCGCAGGGCGGCGUGCUGCCCAACAUCCAGGCCGUGCUGCUGCCCAAGAAGACCGAGAGCCACCACAAGGCCAAGGGCAAGUGAUUGGACGGGCAUCGCAGCUUCCGGAAACGCUUUGAAACCCAAAGGCUCUUUUCAGAGCCCCCACCCACCUCCUAGGAAGAGCUAAUGUCACUUUAGGUUAAAGGGGGGAAAUGCACAGAAAGGGACACUGGGCAGUGGCAGAGGGAAAACAAACCCGAACACACAGCUGCUCACCUGCCGAGCGGUUGGGCUGUGCACAGAAGGGACACCGUUUCUCACCCUCACACCAACGAGGACUCGGACUGCUGGGGAGGAGGAGCUGUCACUGUCCUAUAAACGUUGCAGCAAUUGUU